AUGGGGGAUGCAAACAGUGGUGGCUUAGACAAUAUUGGCGUGGCAAUGUGUGGCCAAGAGCUGGAGCAAAUGUCCAGUGUUGAUCAGGGCAGUCAGUAUAGCCUCUCCGAUGGCAUUCUACCUUCUCUUGGUGCUGCCUCUCGCAACCACCGCAGACCUAAACUACGUCGUUUCAUCAUCUCCCCUUUUAAUCCUCGUUACAAGCUUUGGCAGUCGUUUCUGAUAUUGUGGGUGUUCUACACGGCAUGGGUGUGUCCCUUUGAGUUUGGGUUCCUGGACAGCCCUAGAGGACCUCUGGCUAUUACUGAUAAUGUUGUGAAUGGCCUAUUUGGCAUUGAUAUUAUAUUGACGUUCUUUGUGGCUUACCUUGAUAAAACUACUUAUUUGCUCAUUGAUUCCCCAAAGCUUAUUGCUCUGAGAUAUGCCAAGACCUGGUUGGCCUUUGAUAUCAUCUCCAUCAUCCCUUCAGAAUUUGCUCAGACGGUUUUGCCUCAUCCUCUUGCCAAUUAUGGAUACUUCAAUAUUCUUCGGCUAUGGCGUCUCCGAAGAGUCAGUGCAAUGUUUGCCAGAUUGGAGAAAGACCGGAAUUUUAGCUACUUCUGGGUUCGAUGCAGCAAGCUUGUUUUUGUUACUCUGUUUACCGUUCAUUGUGGAGGCUGCAUCUUCUACUUCAUUGCUGCGAAUUAUCAUGAUCCUAAAAGGACAUGGCUUGGGCUUCUGACAGACAACUUCAAGGAUAUAAGUGUGUGGAACCGGUACGUUACAUCAAUGUACUGGUCCAUAAUCACGCUCACCACCACCGGCUAUGGUGAUUUGCAUCCUGUAAAUUCUCAAGAAAUGAUUUUCGACAUCUUCUAUAUGCUCUUUAAUGUUGGACUGCAAGCUUACCUGAUUGGAAACAUGACCAACUUAAUCGUCCAUGGGACUGCUCGAACUAGACAGUUUAGAGAUAGUAUUCACGCUGCCUCGAGUUUUGCAGUAAGGAACCAAAUACCUGAUCGCCUUCACGAACAGAUGCUUGCACAUUUGUGUUUGAAGUACAGGACUAAUUCAGAAGGGCUGCAGCAGCAAGAGACUCUUGAUGCACUCCCUCACGCUAUUAGAUCAAGUAUCUCACACUAUCUCUUCAAUUCACUAGUUGACAAUGUUUACUUAUUCCAGGGGGUAUCAAGAGACAUGCUUUUCCAACUGGUCGCAGAGAUGAAGGCCGAGUAUUUUCCUCCAAAAGAAGAUGUCAUUUUGCAGAAUGAAGCACCUACUGAUAUGUAUAUCGUGGUAACUGGUUCUGUGGAACUUAUAUUGCAAAAGAAUGGAGUAGAAAUGGUGUUUCGUGAAGCAAAGACAGGAGAUGUUUUUGGUGCCAUAGGUGUUCUGUGUUACAGGCCCCAACUGUUCACAGUUCGGACUAAAGGACUUUGUCAGCUGUUGCGUUUGAACAGGACAAAUUUCUUGAAUAUUGUUCAGGCAAAUGUUGGAGAUGGGACAAUUAUUAUGAGCAAUUUUCUUCACCAUUUGAGAGAUGAGAAGGAUCCCAUAAUGGAAGGAAUUUUAACGGAUGUAGAACAUAUGCUGGCUCGGGGAAAAUCGGGUAUGCCUCUUAGUUUAGGGUUUGCUGCAAAGAGGAGUGAUGAUCUGUUGCUACAUCAACUGCUAAGACGGGGUGCAGAUCCGAAUGAGACAGACCAUAAUGGCCGGACAGCUAUGCACAUUGCAGCAUCAAUUGGAAGCAAGCAUUGUGUAACUUUACUUCUAGAGUACGGAGGUGAUCCUAACAUCAAAGAUUGUGAAGAAAAUGUUCCUCUAUGGGAAGCAAUAAUAGGGAAGCAUGAAUCUUUGAUUAAACUUCUCUUAGAAAAUGGAGCUGAGAUUAGUGCUGGCGGUGUGGGACAUUAUGCUUGUACUGCGGUUGAGCAAAACAGCUUAGAGCUGCUCAAAGACAUUGUCCAAUAUGGUGGUGAUGUUACACUUCCCAAGAGCGAUGGGACUACAGCACUCCAUACAGCAAUAAGCGAUGGAAAUGCUGAGAUAGUUAACUUCCUCUUAGAACAAGGAGCUGAUCCUGAUGAGAGGGAUAGCUAUGGAUGGAGUCCGAGGGCUUUGGCAGAACAUCAGGGACAUGAAGAAAUAAUUGAGCUAUUUCAGAACAAAUCUGGAGUUAAGAAACCGACUACUGCUUCUCAGCCUAACGAUCCACACCAACCACGCCUUGUGAAGUUCCACAGUGAGCCCACAAUACCACCCUAUGUCCGGGAUGGCAGGCCAAACUCACAAACACAGUGGUUUGAUGAUACUCGGAUAAGAAGGGUCAACAACUUUCCCAAUUCGCUAUUUGGGAUCGUGUCAGCUGCCAAUAACGGUGAGAGAGACAAAGACCCUAUCAAACCUGCAGCCAAUUUUGUUCGUGGUGGCCGUAGUAAGAGCAAAUAUCCAGCCAGAGUUACUAUUAGCUGUCAAGAAAAAAGUGGAACUUCUUCAAAGCUUGUGGUUUUGCCAGAGUCCCUUGAACAACUGCUUGAAAUUGGUGCCAAAAAAUUUCAGUUUUGUCCCACUAAAGUUUUAACCACAGAAGGUGCUGAAGUUGAAGAUAUAGAGCUUGUUAGGGAUGGUGAUCAUCUUGUUCUUGUCGGUGAUGGUGAGAUUUGA
Molecule: messenger RNA, 2643 nt
Organism: Fragaria vesca subsp. vesca
Lineage: Eukaryota; Viridiplantae; Streptophyta; Magnoliopsida; Rosales; Rosaceae
Product: potassium channel AKT6-like
Exons: 13
Coding region: 1-2643 (880 amino acids)
Biological process (GO): potassium ion transport; transmembrane transport
Cellular component (GO): membrane
Molecular function (GO): protein binding; voltage-gated potassium channel activity
Source: RefSeq, a predicted model, not a curated record